Molecule: messenger RNA, 1356 nt
Organism: Funneliformis geosporum
Lineage: Eukaryota; Fungi; Glomeromycota; Glomeromycetes; Glomerales; Glomeraceae
Source: the annotation of a GenBank genome assembly
AUGCAUUUGCAAGAGAAAAUUAUCCAAUUAAAUGUUUUGUUUAAGGAAUCCGAAACUGUAAUCGAUGACUUACAAGCUUCACUCGUUGAAUUCCUCUUGGAACUUCAAAAAGACUUGGACCUAGACUUCGUUCAAGUUGAACGUAUAAGACAAUAUAUCAAUGACAGAGGCACCCUAUUUCGCUUCCUCAGACGAGCUGGUUUCGAUUUCGAUUCAGCCUUGAAAACUCUCAAAUCCGACUUACGAUGGCGUGUGGAAAAUAAGGUUGAUUCCAUUUCACUCGCCGACAUUCAUCCAUUAUUUGUUGAAAAAGGAUUAUUCUUUUUUCAUAAAACCGAUAAAUUUGGUCGUCCCUGUGCAGUUUUCAACUUGCGUGAAUACAAGCGUGACGAUGGAUCCCCUACUAUUGAAGAGGUGAAAAAAUUUAUCAUUUAUAACGCGGAAGUAGCCAGAAGGAUGCUAUUGGACAGAACCAGAGAAUCAAGAGAUGGACCGGUUCUGCAAUACGUAAUCUUAUUAGAUUUGAAAGGAGCCGGGGUUUCCACUUUGGAUAUAGAAUUGGUUCCUUUUACGAUCGACAUUAUGAGACACCAUUUUCCCGGUUCUGCAGGCUCAAUUUUCGUCUUAAAUUAUGGGUGGAUGUACUCGGGUAUUUGGCAAAUUGUCAAACGUAUCCUUCCCGAAGAAUCCCUAAACCGUAUUUUUUUCCCCUCGGAGAAGGAACUUUGGAGUUAUUUCGAUGAAGAAAAUGUGCUUAUAGAACAAGGUGGAAAAGAUACUUAUGAAUACGAUUCUGAAACUUGCGAUGCUUUCAGUUUUUACGGAAACCCGUCACCUGCCUUACAGAUGCCUUUGAGCAGAGCAACAUCUUUUGACUCUUUGCACGACGUAUUUUACUCGGCGCAUAAUACUCCAUUUCACAGUCGUCCAUCCACUCCAUUUUUCAGUAGACCAGCCACCCCGCAUGGAAGUCGUCCAGGCACUCCCAUUUCCAGCAGACCCGCAUCACCCGGUUUGGAUCACGUGGCCAUUCCGAAUUGUGUUUCUCCUAUGGCAUCUCCUAAUCUUCGAUUUACCGUCAUCGAUCAGGAAGUGCCCGCAUUAACGUCGCAUGACCCCCUUAAUCAAUAUACGCCUACAUUCAUGGUGGUUUUAUUACGAGGUGGACUAAUGGAUGAAUUCCUAAGAUUGGUUACACAACAGGUUACCAUGCAAUUGAGCUGGAAUGCAAGUACUGCGACGACUUUAACGACUGCAAUUUUAUCUGCUGCACUAAGUGGACGAAAUGGUAACCGUCUUUUAAGAUUGGAAUUAAAAGAAGUGAAUGAUAGUGAAGUUGAUAUAUAUGAGUUAUGA